UGUCCACCUCUCAGACUCUGAGGCAUGUGAAGUGAUGACAGAGGAGGGUCUACAGCUGGAAACCACCGUCACAUCCACCUGCAGGCACUGCUGAAAAUUUGCCAGCACUGGGCUCACAUCCUCCUCGGCAGACUUGGCUGGCCCGUAGGUCGUGGCACAUAUCACAACCCCCAAGUCCAUUUUUCCGCCAUCCCUGCACCUGCACCAUGACUGGCCUGCACAGGGAGUGAGCUCGAGCUGGAGGCUGCUCUGUGCCAAUGAACCUUCUCAACUCCUCCUGCAUCGAAGGCAAGAUGUGUGAGGGGAACAAGACCACCGUGGCCAACCCGCAGCUGAUGCCGCUGGUGGUGGUCCUGAGCACCAUCUCCUUGGUCACCGUGGGGCUCAACCUGCUGGUGCUGUACGCCGUGCGCAGCGAGCGCAAGCUGCACACCGUGGGGAACCUGUACAUCGUCAGCCUCUCGGUGGCAGACCUGAUCGUCGGGGCCGUGGUCAUGCCCAUGAACAUCCUCUACCUCCUCAUGUCCAAGUGGUCCCUGGGCCGGCCACUCUGUCUCUUCUGGCUUUCCAUGGACUAUGUGGCUAGCACGGCGUCCAUUUUCAGUGUCUUCAUCCUGUGCAUCGAUCGCUACCGUUCGGUCCAGCAGCCUCUCAGGUACCUGAAGUAUCGCACCAAGACCCAAGCCUCGGCCACCAUCCUGGGUGCCUGGUUCCUCUCCUUCCUGUGGGUCAUUCCCAUUCUGAGCUGGCCUCCUGAGUCCCAGAACUCAACGCACCUGGAGGACAAGUGCGAGACCAACUUCUACAACGUGACCUGGUUCAAGGUCAUGACUGCAAUCAUCAACUUCUACCUGCCCACCUUGCUGAUGCUCUGGUUCUAUGCCAGGAUCUACAAGGCCGUGCGACUACACUGCCAGCACCGGGAGCUCGUCAGUGGGUCCCUCCCUUUCUUCUCUGAAAUCAAAAUGAGGUCAGGGAGCUGUAAGGUGGGCGCCAGGAAACCGGGGAAGGAGUCUCCCUGGGAGCUUCUGAAGAGGAAGUCAAACAAUGUCAGCAACAGACCUGCCUCGAAGCCAGAGUCCCAAGACCCUGAGGAGACGAAGUGCCCUGGCAUGGUCGGACAGGAUGAGGAUGGGGACGUGAGCAGACGCCACUGCUUCCCACUCACUAUGGGGCAGAGGCAGGCGGAGGCGGGGGGCCAGGACAGGGAGUAUGACGCCACCCACCAGAGUCAGGGGGAGCGCGAGACGGAUGAGCAGGGCCUGAGCACACACAGGGCCAGUGAUGUGUCAGAGGACCAGGCCCUGGGUGACAGCCAGUCCUUCUCCAGGACAGACUCGGACACCCUCACAGAGCCAGCCCCAGGGAAAGACAAGCCGAGAAAAGGGUCUAGCACAGGCCUAGAUUACCUCAAGUUCACCUGGAAGAGGCUGCGCUCACAUUCGCGACAGUACAUGUCUGGCUUGCACCUGAACCGAGAACGGAAGGCCGCCAAACAGUUGGGGUUUAUCAUGGCGGCCUUCAUCCUCUGCUGGAUUCCUUACUUCAUCUUCUUCAUGGUCAUCGCCUUCUGCAAGAGCUGCUGCAACGAGCACGUGCACAUGUUCACCAUCUGGCUGGGCUACAUCAACUCCACCCUGAACCCCCUCAUCUACCCCUUGUGCAACGAGAACUUCAGGAAGACAUUCAAGAAAAUUCUGCGCAUUCCUUCCUAAAGGAAGCUCUGAGGGGGUGUGACGAAGUGACACUUGCUGUGUUGAUGAAGGAGAUGGGGGAGAGCCGGGCGCGGGGCUUUGUGGAGUAGUAGUGUAGGGGCUGGGUAAUUGGCGGAGUCCUCGGUGCCCUUGGCGGGCAGGAGGCAGUGGUCAGCAGAGUGUCUGAGCAGAGGGCUGAAUAUCCAGAGGAACUAGGUCUGGGUGAGCGCUCCAGAUUCUCAGGAAAUGUGGAAGCUUCAGACUCAUUGUCAUUCAAGCUUCCACUACAAAUUAAUCCGCAACUGAAGGGACGCGUGGGUGGAGUUUACUGGAGAAUGACCCUGAGGGGCCUCACUUGCACAGACAGCUGCGACCUUGCGGGGCUGCCUG
Condylura cristata (star-nosed mole) is the source of this 2084-nucleotide messenger RNA. RefSeq names its product histamine receptor H1 (gene HRH1). Gene Ontology annotation, cellular component: dendrite; membrane. The transcript is spliced from 3 exons. Gene Ontology annotation, molecular function: G protein-coupled serotonin receptor activity; histamine receptor activity; neurotransmitter receptor activity. Gene Ontology annotation, biological process: G protein-coupled receptor signaling pathway, coupled to cyclic nucleotide second messenger; regulation of vascular permeability; positive regulation of vasoconstriction. Bases 258 to 1715 code for a protein of 485 amino acids. Lineage: Eukaryota; Metazoa; Chordata; Mammalia; Eulipotyphla; Talpidae. The record is from RefSeq and is a predicted model, not a curated record.